GGAGCACCGCCGGUGGAAAAUUUCGUCGGCUCCAUCAAAACCUUUCAACACCUCUACAACGAUGAAGAGAGGUUCUCCCCAAGAAAGCGAUGAGUUUUUUCCUUUGCAGAGAGCCUGUGCUCAGACGUAUCCCACUUGUACGCUACUCAGCCCGUACAAAGAGAGAAAACAGGGUUAAAGUGCAACUGUUGAAGGACUUUGCACAAUAUGGUGCCAAAGGAGAGGUGAUCGAUGUGCUACCGGGUUUGAUGAGAAACAAGCUACACCCUAACAACGGUGCGUGCUAUAUCAUUCCGGAGCUGAACAUGGGCCCAAAGAUCCCAGUUGUGAAGAGGGAGGUUAGACUGCAACAACAAAGGGCCCAGCAAACCCAUGUGGAACAACAGGCUGCGCACAAGGAGAGACAGAAUGCUGUUGUGGACAUGUUGAAGAAGAACAAAGAGGUCAAGCCAGCAGUCGAGCCUGUUGCCAUUGAUGGGUUGCUCUUCGACUUGCCAGAGGAUGCUGUGGUCACUGGUGAUGUUGUGGCAUCCAAUGGGUACUCCAUGAUCACUCUAGAGCUCGGCUUAGAUACGCUUCGUUUCUCCAUUGUCGAUGGCCCGGUGUCAAAGACCGACAUCGUCAAGAGAAUCCAGGACAGCGUGGGAUUUGCCGUUCCUGAGAAGGACGUACAAGUAUCAUUCAAGGGAGAAGACGUUGAGUCCUUGUCAAGGGCUGGAGAGUAUCAAUUGGUGAUAAAGCAAGGAGGUUCUGAGAGUGUAGUGACAAAGAAGGUUCUCGUCAAGAAGGAUUGAUAUACAUAGAUGAGCUGUCUCUAAAACCAUGUACAUACUUUAGCAACAUAAUCGUUUAUACAAAGCAGUGGCGUUAUGAAUUAUUAUC
Williopsis jadinii is the source of this 882-nucleotide messenger RNA. RefSeq names its product mitochondrial 54S ribosomal protein bL9m MRPL50 (gene MRPL50). Gene Ontology annotation, molecular function: structural constituent of ribosome. Lineage: Eukaryota; Fungi; Ascomycota; Saccharomycetes; Phaffomycetales; Wickerhamomycetaceae. The coding region runs from base 90 to 794 and encodes 234 amino acids. The record is from RefSeq and is a predicted model, not a curated record. Gene Ontology annotation, cellular component: mitochondrion; ribosome. The transcript has a single exon. Gene Ontology annotation, biological process: translation.